AUGGGGGAAUCUUCUCCCCCCGACAACGAAACCGCACUGGUCUCUUCUUUGACAUCUGAGGCCAGAGCCCGCGGUAUCAACCUGGAACCUUCGCCACCUCGCCAGCCUGAGCAGAAUCCGUAUGCGGAGCGCUACGGAGGUCUGAUCUCCAGUAUAGCCAGACAACUAACACAGGAUGCAAAACUCCCUCCCUCCCUCUGGCAUGAAGCAGCAAGAGCAACUAUCUACAUUCAGAAUCGCAUCCCCCAUCGUGCACUGGGAUGGAGAUCACCGUCGGAAGCCCUUGCUGAUUAUCUUGGUGACCAUGCCCCUCACUGGCUCAAGGCCAAACCCGACCUCUCGGAUUUGCGAAUUUAUGGAUGCAAAGCCUAUGUCCGCAUCCACAACAUUCCCAAACUUUCGAAACUUGCACCACGUGCAGAGGUGGGGUAUCUCGUGGGGUACGACGCGUCAAAUAUUUGGCGUAUCUGGGUCCCGGGGAAGAAACGAGUUAUUCGGGCCAGAGAUGUUGAGUUUGACGAAACUCAAUUCUUUACACCGGGGGGAGAAGAUUCCCCCAUCAGAAUUUUUGAUCAGACUGACCAAUUGAUCUCAACGCUGGAUGACUAUGUCUCCCAACGCAUUCUUGACGACAUAGACAUCCCCGAAUCUGAGCCAUCGGACAUUCCUGCUGCUCCCCCAUCCGAUGACACACCAGGCCACCAGGCAGUGGUAUGGGAUCUGACCUACCUGUGCCUGAUAAUCGCCCUCCUGAGACAACUGAUCCCGCUCCUCCUGCUCCUGAAGCUGAUCCCGCUCCUCCCGCUCCUGAGGAGGACCUCAUUCUUGGAGAUCUGCCUCCAACUCCUGACUCGAGCCAUGCGGCUCACCUCCUUCUGGCUCACCAUCGAACCUACCUCUACCUCCUUCACCCCCAGCUGA
Messenger RNA from Penicillium bovifimosum, 921 nucleotides. RefSeq lists its product as uncharacterized. The transcript has 2 exons. Gene Ontology annotation, molecular function: nucleic acid binding. The record is from RefSeq and is a predicted model, not a curated record. The coding region runs from base 1 to 921 and encodes 306 amino acids. Gene Ontology annotation, biological process: DNA integration. Lineage: Eukaryota; Fungi; Ascomycota; Eurotiomycetes; Eurotiales; Aspergillaceae.